ACGGGGCGGGAUGAAAGGGGAGUGUCGGCAGUUUCUCUAUGACGCCGCCUUUGUGAUGUCACAAGUUUUGCAGUCUAUGAAACGGCUUAAAUUAAAGCAGAAAAGUCAACUUCUCCUUUAGGGAACCACGCCGGCAAAGUCCCAGCACCACACUGGACUCUGACUCUGUCAACGUUUUAGUUUCCUGAGCUUUAACGUUUGGUUGUGACAUUACCCAAAACUGCCAUCAUGGUCACCUUGACGCUGAUGUUCGCUUUGGUCAUCAUCAACUGUGUUUAUGGAAGACCUCCAUUACCUCGUCUGCCUAUGAAAGACGGCUGCUACGUGGCGACUGAAGAGGUGGCGUUAAUCCGAGGGGAGGGCGAUGCCAUCAUCCUCUACUUCCCCAUGUUUAUGCGAGCUCUCGAACUACGCAAAAUCACCCCCGAAACAACGCAGUACCUCAUCGGCAAGGAGAACGGGGACGAGGACUUCACGUAUGAGGGCGAGGGACGCGUCCAGCAACACAACGGGCAGCUGUGGUUCCUCCCAGCCCAGGCUUCAGACUCGGGGAAUUACACCUGCACCUACAGAAAUGAAACCUACUGCAUGAGAGGCAGAAUCACGCUACAUGUGUACGAGUUGACUCCAGGGAACGUCGAUAAACUGUCCUACCCGGUGUCAGCCAUGGUGGGAGAGGAGCUGAGGUUCAGUUGUCCAUCUCUAGAUAACUUCAACGUGUCAGAGAGACUGAUAAAAUGGUACAAGGAGCCCAGUCCUUCUGCUCUUCAGAAAGGCGAGGCUGGAUCCCUGUUCCAGGACGGAGGCAAACUAACCAUCCCUUCCGUGAGGCUAUCGCAUGCAGGAACCUACACCUGUCAGCUCAGAGCGCUCAUCAACAACCAGCGGUACAACGUCAGCAGAGUCAUCGUGCUCAGUGUGCAAGGCACAGACCCUGAAAUCACUACCACCAUUAAACCUAACUUCCCCAUGUCCUCUGAGCCCGGACCCCGAAUCAUCUACAGCACCAUCCCUGCUCCAGUAUUUCAGCCACCUAAGAUUGUAUUACCCAUUAACGGAACCGUUUUGGAAAGUUCACAUGGCUCAGGAGUGGAGCUGUUCUGCCACGUGCUCACUGAAUGUCCAGCGGCCGACUCCACCACGGUGGCCUGGCUGGUGAACGGCCAAACGGUGGAGUCAUCGUACCUCGACCCGCGGGCUCUUCAGGGCGGAAGGAGGGUAAACAGGGUGUCGACGGGCUGCCAGAUUGAGCUGCGGCUGGUCAUUGCAGGGAUAACGGAAGAGGAUGUGAACACAGAGAUGAAGUGCGUCGCUCAGAACAACGGAGGGAGGCAGGAAGUGGUUGCACUGCUUCAACUGGAGGACUCCACAUUCACCUGGCUGGUCGUAGCUGCCGUGGCCUUGACCUGCUUCCUGACCGUGGUUUCCAUCUUCAUGUACGUCCUCUUCAAACCUAAGAGGAAAAAGAAAAUGGAUUACUUUCUGGCUCGGCAGAGCAGCACCUUCUAGGCCUGCUAGUCUGCACACUCCCUUCACAAACAAAGACCUCCUUUAAUGUGUUCCUGUCCUGUCAAAUUGAGUCUUUCGUGCACUGUAUUCACGUCAAGCACCAGCACGUCGGGUCUGGUGUUUUACACUGUGUAGUAUGUGCUUAGGUGGCACUUUAUUGCAUUUGAUUCACCUACUGUAUAAAGUUGCAGCCACUGUGUAGUUUCAUGCAUCAGAAACUUGUCGUAGUGAACAAACAGCUGAUACAAAACCAUAGUCCUCAGAAUAUUCAUACAAAAGCCACAUAAUUAGCUGAAGCCGUGGUGUUAAGCUGGAAUGCAUCGUUUAGUUUAGUAUUAAAUCCUCUCUGUUGCUUAUUAAGAAAUGAUUUAAAUGAUCGUCUUUGUAAAUGUGAUCUAAAGCUGAUAUGUUGUUGUAUUGUUGUAUUGCUGAUAUGUUGUUGUAUUGGACUGCAUCCUGUACUCAGUUAGAAUAGUAUUUAGUGUGCAAUAAAUGUUCUCAGGGAAGCAUUUUGUAUAGUGUUUACGUUUCCACAUCUUCUUGAAUAAACUCUUAAAGCUGGCAAUCCUAAA
Molecule: messenger RNA, 2081 nt
Organism: Mugil cephalus (flathead mullet)
Lineage: Eukaryota; Metazoa; Chordata; Actinopteri; Mugiliformes; Mugilidae
Product: interleukin-1 receptor type 2
Exons: 10
Coding region: 229-1509 (426 amino acids)
Molecular function (GO): interleukin-1 receptor activity
Source: RefSeq, a predicted model, not a curated record